Messenger RNA from Tarenaya hassleriana, 3102 nucleotides. Its product is annotated as G-type lectin S-receptor-like serine/threonine-protein kinase SD3-1. The record is from RefSeq and is a predicted model, not a curated record. NCBI's taxonomy places the organism in Eukaryota, Viridiplantae, Streptophyta, Magnoliopsida, Brassicales, Cleomaceae. Gene Ontology annotation, molecular function: ATP binding; protein serine/threonine kinase activity. Gene Ontology annotation, biological process: protein phosphorylation; recognition of pollen. The coding region runs from base 735 to 3002 and encodes 755 amino acids. The transcript has 2 exons.
CUUUUUCUCCUUUGUUCUUUUGGUUUUUUUUUUUUUACGAAUUCUUUUGAUUUCUCAGAUUUCACUUCGCUGAAAGAAAAAACAAUCCUCAAGUUUUGAAGUUUCUCAUCGACAAGCUCUCACCAAACCUCUCUCCCCCAUUCACAUUUAUCCCCGAAAUCUGCAUUUUCCAUCAAACGGAGCAGAAUUCUCCUGUUUCUGUUUGUUUCUCGGGAAAAUUCUAAGGCAAAGGCGGAACCUUUGAAAUCCCCAUGGUUCUUGACUGGAUUCACUCGCGAGCUGGUUAGUGCGCAUUCACUGUUUCCUUCUUCAAAUUUUUACAGCCUUGCCUUCACAAAGGUCUCAUCUUUUUCCCUUUUUCUCCAUUUUUCUCAGCAGCCUCACUUUCAGAAAUAGAAAGAACAAACCUUUUUCUCUUUUUGUACCCAGGAUUUGAAAUCCUGCAAAAACGUAAUCUUGGGUCCCGUAUCUGCUUUGAAUUCGAAGCAUAAACUCGAAUCCUCGCCUUAAUAUUCUCUCACUUACAGUUCCUUCCUGUAGAAAUGAAUCAACUUUCCAAAUUCCAUCUCUCAACGCCUAAUGCUCUGGUCAAGUAUGUGAUCCUUGGUGAUAUUAUCGUGGGUCCGAGGUGAGAAAAUAAGUGAGAAAGCUCCGAUCUGAAGCAUGCCCAGACGAGAUUUCAGUUUCUCCCUGUCUUCUGCUGCUGUUUCCAUUGCAACCUUGACGAAAUCCAAAUGAUGUUUCGGGUUCUGCCACUGUUUCUCUGUUUAGGGUUUUGGGCGUUACAAGUUGCAGUUUCAGAGAUUCCACUGGGUUCUAGGCUUCUUGUCGGUGGUGAAGACAGCUCAUGGGCUUCUCCCAAUGGUGAUUUCGCUCUAGGGUUCUUCAAUUCCUCCGAUUUAGCAAACCGGUUAAGCAUCGGAAUCUGGUUUAACUCCAGAACCAUCGCUCCUGAUCAAAGAAACGUCGUUUGGGUUGCUGGAGCAGACGUUACCGUUAGCGACAACUCUUACUUCGAACUCACUCGGAACGGGGAACUGGUUUUGUUCGAUUCCUCGUUGGGUGUUCCUGUCUGGAACAGCAAGACCGGCCGGAAUUCUGUCUCCUCGGCUCUUCUCCGUGAUGAUGGUAAUCUCGUCUUGAUGAAUCAGAAAGAUGAGAUUGUUUGGCAAAGCUUCGACACUCCAUCUGAUACGCUGCUUCCAGGUCAGAAGCUAUCACCUUUCGAGAUGCUUAGAGCUGCUAGCGAGAAUUCUAAGUCGAGUUAUUACAGUCUUCACAUGGCGGAUUCGGGCCGGUUAGAACUGAGGUGGGAGAGCAGCAUUACUUUCUGGUGGAGUGGAAAUGAAGCCCUGGAAGGGAAGAACAUUAGUGCUGUUCUUGCGUCAGAAGGAGCGCUGUUUCUAGCGGAUGAAGACAAGAGACCUGUUUGGUCUGCAUUCGGAGAAGAUCAUAACGACACAAUGGCGAAGUUUCGGUUUCUCAGGCUAGACAGGGACGGUAACCUCAGAAUGUACACUUGGAACAGUGGUUCGAACAUGUGGAAGCCAGUCUGGCAAGCUAUCGAGAACCAGUGUCGUGUUUUCGCAACCUGUGGCCAGCAAGUUUGUUCGUUCAACGCGUCUGGACACGCUGACUGCAAAUGCCCGUUCAGGCCUUCCCCGAUUUCAGACCCCAAGUGUUUGGCUCCCUACCAGCAGUCAGGCUGCAAGUCUGGCUUCGGCAUGGUGGAAUUCAAGCACUUGCAUCUGUACGGGAUCUACCCGGCUAAUGACUCUGUUUACUUCCAGAUCAGCUCGGAUAAAUGCAAGAAGAUCUGUUUAGAUAACCCUUCUUGUACAGCAGUCACUUACAUGAACGAUGGUACUGCUCGGUGCUUCAUGAAGCUAACUCGGUAUAUCAGCGGUUAUUCUGACCCGUCUCUGAUUUCCUUAUCGUAUGUCAAAAUAUGUUCAGACCCGGUUGCUGUUGAUCCAAGAUCUUCAAAAGGGUCAGCUUCAUCAUCAUCAACUCCUACGAAAUCCUCCGACAUAUGUCUUUCCUGUCUUGUCGUCGGUGUAACUUGCACAAUCUUUGUUUUGUUUCUCGGAGUUCAGAUUGGAAUCGGUCUAUACAUCUGGCGGAGAAGGAAGCGAGUCAGUAAGAAAAGUAUUCAGCUUUCCCAAGGGACAAACCCGAAGGGACUGGCGGUGUUGUCCAUCGAUGAAAUCAAAGUCAUUACAGGAAACUUCAAACACGGAAUAGGGCAUAAGCUGUUCAGAGGGGUUUUGCCUGAGAAUCAACUGGUUGCAGUCAAAGAAAUGGAGACGGCCUCCAUGGAAGAGAGGAAGUUCAGGAGCUCAGCCUCAAAGAUAGGAAGCAUACAUCACAAGAACCUCGCAAAGCUCGAGGCUUUUUGCUGCGAAUUGAGCCAGAGGUUUCUCGUUUACGAAUUCGCCAAGAACGGCUCGCUUCUCCGCAACAUUCAAGAUUCUCCGCGAAGCAAGAAGCUAAAAUGGAGAAAAAGAGUCGAAAUCUGCAUCGCCAUAGCCAAAGCCCUCGGUUAUCUCCACACAGAAUGCAGAGAGUUCAUCUGCCACGGGAACCUAAACUGCGAAAACAUACUACUCGACGAGAAUCUCGAGCCCAAGUUGACGGAAUUCGGAUUCAGGCCGUGUUCUGCAGACAAAGACGUCGGAGAUUUCGGCAAGACAGCGUUAACAGUAGUAUCGGGUCGGUGUGAUCCAACGGAAAUGUACGAAUGGGCGUAUAGAGAAUGGAUCGAAGGGAGGAAAGAAACGAUCGUAGACAAGGGAAUCGAAGGAGGGUUCGACCCAGACGAGCUGGAACGAGUUCUGAGAAUAUCGUUUUGGUGCGGUCAGGCGGAUGAACGGCUAAGACCGUCGAUGGAGGAGGUGGCGAAGGUGUUGGAAGGCACAUUGUCGGUGGAUCCGCCGCCGCCGCCGUUCGCCGGAACAAGAUCAUCGUCGCCUUCUAACUCGUCGAUGUCUGGACCAAUCUGAGCGGUUGGAUUGCAUAUCGGUGUAUAUAUAGAUUUCCUUGUCGGAUCUUGAUUUUUAACAGAAAGGAGACAGCGAAGGUUGACUCUUUGUUCUUUGUUUA